Molecule: messenger RNA, 860 nt
Organism: Halichondria panicea
Lineage: Eukaryota; Metazoa; Porifera; Demospongiae; Suberitida; Halichondriidae
Product: large ribosomal subunit protein eL6-like
Exons: 5
Coding region: 57-779 (240 amino acids)
Biological process (GO): ribosomal large subunit assembly; cytoplasmic translation
Cellular component (GO): cytosolic large ribosomal subunit; ribosome
Molecular function (GO): RNA binding; structural constituent of ribosome
Source: RefSeq, a predicted model, not a curated record
CAUGCUCAAUGAGGUCGUCCUCUCUACAAGUUGUGCCAUCCAACGUGAAGUAAAAGAUGGCUGGUAAACCUCAUAGCCCAAGAAACCAGGUGCUUCUGGGAGGCAUCUCCCGGUACAGUAGGUCUGCUAUGUAUCGAAAGAGAUUCCUCUACAAGCGUAAGAAGGUGGCAGCCAAGGCUGAUAACCCAGCUGAGCCUCUCUACAGGGUUAAGCCCAUCAAGGGGGAAGAUAACGGCAAGACAAGAGAUGUCCUGUUAAAGAAAUCGCCUCGUUACUACCCGACAGAGGAUGUCAAGCGUAGGAUCAGCUCUCGUAAGCACCCCAAACCUGGCAAGGUCCGCUCGUCCAUCACUCCCGGAACAGUGCUCAUCAUCCUAGCAGGGCGACACAUGGGCAAGAGGGUGGUGUUCUUGAAACAGCUCGCGUCUGGCCUUCUCCUAGUGACUGGUCCGUUCUGUGUGAAUGGUUUCCCCCUAAGGCGUGUGUGUCAGUCAUACGUCAUUGCUACGAGCACUCGACUGGACAUCAGUACUCUCAACAUCCCUGAGGGGGUUAGUGACACCUAUUUCACAAGAUCCUCAAGCCAGAAGGACAAAGGAGGAGACCUCUUUGCAGACUCAAAAAAAUCCUACCUAGUCAGUGAUGAGCGUAAGGAAGAUCAGAAGAGCGUUGAUACCCAGUUACUCACUCUGAUCAAGAAUGUGCCCAGUAUGAGACAGUACCUCUCUGGACGAUUCUCGCUCAAGCAUGGACAGUACCCUCAUAAGAUGAAGUUUUGAUUAGCCUAUGUACUGCUUUCGUUUUCUUGAAUUUAUGAUGGAUUUGAAUUGUCUCCAAUUAUUAAGUUAUUCUUACCAUGG